Messenger RNA from Guillardia theta CCMP2712, 1479 nucleotides. RefSeq lists its product as hypothetical. The record is from RefSeq and is a predicted model, not a curated record. Gene Ontology annotation, biological process: positive regulation of ERAD pathway. The transcript is spliced from 24 exons. Lineage: Eukaryota; Cryptophyceae; Pyrenomonadales; Geminigeraceae. Bases 10 to 1461 code for a protein of 483 amino acids. Gene Ontology annotation, molecular function: ubiquitin protein ligase activity.
UUGGACGGCAUGCAGGGGCAGGGGCAAGCGCAGGGGCAACAACAGCACCAGCACCAGCACCAACAGCACCAGCAACAGCACCAGCACCAGCAUCAACCAGCUUCGAUGAACCUCUUGCGAAGGAUCUACGGCGCACAGUCGGAAUCUGCAGCUCAGCAAGGCGCAGAUCUUAUGGAGUCAGGGAGGCUUCAUGAGACCAGCUCUUCAAGGAUGGAGGCGCAUGCUCAUCACAACGUGCGGGACAGGUUUCAAGAGCGUUUGGCAGAGCUAGUGCCGAUGGACUGGAUCAUGAAUACCCAGAGGGAGAUCGAGCGACUGCAGCCACGAAGCUCCCCAGGCGACGGAGGCUCAGGCAGUCAGCCGAUGGCAUCGCAAACUUCUUCAGCCGGGGAUCUCAUCAUGACGGAAGUGAGAAUCACUGGGAACGGAAGCCCCUCAGAUGCCAACAUGGAGCUUCCUCUCCUGCAAGAAUCGCGACAAGCUGACCUGGAACGAGGAAGCGAUGACUUCGGUUUGCCUCGUGCAGCAAACGAGUCGACCUCCAACGGUUCUCCUCGAGUGGACAUGUAUCCAGCAAUCCAUUCGUUUGCUCGUUGGUUGGAGAGUGCAUUUCCCUUCACUCUCCUGUUGAUCUGCGUGUUCAUCUACGAACACAGCAGAGGAAUUCUUGUCUUCCUGUGGUUGUCGAUUUUCCUGUCGCAGGCCAAUGAGAUCAUGAGGAAGCAAGUAUCGCUCAAGGAAAACAGAAACCUUCAUGUGCUGAGCUUCUUGGUCUGGUUCAUCGUCGUGCAGGCCUAUGCUGUCUAUUUCCUCUUCGGCACCGAGUCUCUAUGGCGCAAUUUUGUGUUCCUGUCCUUCAGUUUUGAUCAGAAAGAGGUUCUGGGCUUCUUCGACCUCUUGUGGAUCGUCACUCUCGAUGAUCUUCUUGCUCGCCAUGCGGGGAUGCUGAUCAAGGCCAUCUCCCUGAUGGUGGUGGGAGGCUCUGUCCAACACCAGAGGACUUCUCAGCUCAUGAACGUGGAAGAGUGUUUGGUCUCGCUCUAUCGCGACCUCAUCCCCAUCCCCAUCUGGCUUCAGUUCCUUACCCACUGGCCAACGGGUCUCUACCUUCCAGGAGUUGUCCGGGGCUGCUACCUCACCCUCAAGCUAACCUCUGUCGUCGACAAGAUUCAGUGUCUCCGAUCCGCCAUCCAGGCCUUCAUCUUCCAUCAGACGCCCUACGGUCGCUACGUGCGAGCUGACGAGCUCACGGGGGACCCUCAGGAAGACAUCUGCACCAUCUGCCACGACCCGCUCUCCUCCCCCGUCCGAGUGCGAUGCGGGCACAUCUUCUGCGAGGAGUGUGUCCAUCAAUGGCUGCAACGGGAGAGGACGUGUCCCCUCUGCCGCUCCAUCGUGCGCAAUGCGAGGCAGCGGCUGCGGACUGAUGGGUCGACGUCGAUCCUCCCUGUAAUCUUUUAACAUGUACAAGUAACAAGC